Molecule: messenger RNA, 2936 nt
Organism: Erinaceus europaeus (western European hedgehog)
Lineage: Eukaryota; Metazoa; Chordata; Mammalia; Eulipotyphla; Erinaceidae
Gene: TCF7L1
Product: transcription factor 7 like 1
Exons: 12
Coding region: 153-1910 (585 amino acids)
Biological process (GO): canonical Wnt signaling pathway; regulation of transcription by RNA polymerase II
Cellular component (GO): beta-catenin-TCF complex
Molecular function (GO): RNA polymerase II cis-regulatory region sequence-specific DNA binding; DNA-binding transcription factor activity, RNA polymerase II-specific
Source: RefSeq, a predicted model, not a curated record
UGUCAAACUUUGUUGCCGCGGCGGCGGCUGCGGCGGCGGCUGCGGCUGCGGCGGGGGCGAGCGGCGCCGGAGGGGCGCGGGGCUGGGCCGGGCCGGGCCGGGCGGCGAGGGCUCCGGAUCCCGAGCGCGGCGCCCCGGCCCGCGACCCCACCAUGCCCCAGCUCGGCGGCGGCGGCGGCGGCGGUGGCGGGGGAGGCGGCGGCGGCUCGGGCGCCGGGACGGCCGGCGGAGGGGACGACCUGGGGGCGAACGACGAGCUGAUCCCCUUCCAGGAUGAGGGGGGCGAGGAGCAGGAGCCGAGCAGCGACAGCGCCUCGGCGCAGCGGGACCUGGACGAGGUCAAGUCGUCCCUGGUCAACGAGUCUGAGAACCAGAGCAGCAGCUCCGACUCCGAGGCGGAGAGGCGCCCGCAGCCCGCCCGGGACGCUUUCCAGAAGCCGCGGGACUUCUUCGCCGAAGUGAGAAGGCCCCAGGACGGAGCGUUUUUUAAGGGCCCACCGUACCCUGGGUACCCCUUCUUGAUGAUCCCGGACCUGAGCAGCCCCUACCUCCCCAACGGACCCCUGUCUCCCGGAGGAGCGCGCACGUACCUGCAGAUGAAAUGGCCCCUCCUCGAUGUCCCCUCCAGUGCCACCGUCAAGGACACCAGAUCACCAUCCCCAGCACACUUGUCCAACAAAGUUCCUGUCGUUCAGCACCCACAUCACAUGCACCCGUUGACACCCCUCAUCACCUACAGCAACGACCACUUCUCCCCUGGCUCGCCUCCCACACACCUCUCCCCAGAGAUCGAUCCAAAGACAGGAAUCCCCCGGCCUCCUCACCCAUCUGAGUUGUCUCCAUACUACCCACUCUCUCCUGGAGCUGUUGGACAAAUCCCCCACCCCCUCGGCUGGCUGGUCCCACAGCAAGGGCAGCCCAUGUACUCCCUUCCUCCCGGGGGCUUCCGGCACCCCUACCCUGCCCUCGCCAUGAAUGCCUCCAUGUCCAGCCUGGUUUCCAGUCGGUUCUCCCCUCAUAUGGUGGCUCCAGCUCAUCCUGGUCUGCCCACCUCAGGGAUCCCCCACCCUGCCAUCGUCUCCCCCAUUGUCAAGCAGGAGCCAGCACCGCCCAGCCUGAGCCCCGCCGUGAGCGCGAAAUCGCCAGUCACAGUGAAAAAGGAGGAAGAAAAGAAACCCCAUGUGAAGAAGCCUCUCAACGCCUUCAUGUUAUACAUGAAGGAGAUGAGGGCCAAGGUGGUCGCUGAGUGCACACUGAAGGAAAGUGCGGCCAUCAACCAGAUCCUGGGGAGAAAGUGGCAUAACCUGUCCCGAGAAGAACAGGCCAAAUACUAUGAACUGGCCCGCAAGGAGCGGCAGCUUCACUCACAGCUGUACCCAACCUGGUCAGCCCGAGACAACUAUGGUAAGAAAAAGAAGAGGAAGAGAGAAAAGCAGUUGUCACAAACACAAUCCCAGCAGCAAGUCCAAGAGACAGAGGGUGCUCUGGCCUCCAAAAGCAAGAAGCCAUGUGUUCAGUACUUGCCCCCCGAGAAGCCCUGUGACAGCCCCGCUUCUUCCCAUGGCAGCAUGCUGGACUCCCCUGCCACGCCCUCAGCGGCCUUGGCCUCACCUGCUGCCCCUGCUGCCACCCACUCGGAGCAAGCCCAGCCCCUCUCCCUCACCACCAAGCCGGAGUCCCGAGCCCAGCUGGCUCUUCAUUCGGCUGCCUUCCUGUCAGCUAAGGCCGCAGCCACCUCUGGCCAGAUGGGCAGCCAGCCACCACUCCUCUCCCGGCCCCUCCCCCUUGGCUCCAUGCCCACAGCUCUGCUGACUUCUCCACCUUCGUUCCCUGCCACUCUUCAUGCCCACCAGGCCCUCCCAGUACUUCAGGCCCAGCCUCUUUCUUUGGUCACCAAAUCUGCCCACUAAGUUGGCCCUUGACCUAUACAGGCUGUCAAGUGACUCAUCAACUAGUAAUGAUUCAGAAGAAGGAAAAAAAAAAAAAAAGGAAAUUUUAUUGGUCAAUAUUUGACCACUCUGGACUGUUCUGCAAAGUGACUGGUAACAACAGCAUUUUACAUUUUGUAGAUAUAACCAGUAGCUGAUGUUAAGGCUUUUUUUAGAAAAAAAAAAAAAAAGAAAGAAAGAAAAGAAAAGAAACAAGCAAAAAAAAAAUCUUUAAAAGAGAACUGAACUGAACAGUAGUGUGUUCCUCUUCCCAUCUGUGCUGUGGUGGAUGGACCUGGGCAGAAGACACUUUUCUCUCUACCUCUUGUCCCUUCUGCCCUCCUUUUCCCCUCUCUGGAGCACCCACCCAGCUACCUACUCGGUCUACAUGUCAGCCAUUGCUGCCACUUCUAGCCUGCUGCUGCUUCAUCUAGAUCCUGUCCCUAGAUAUUUGCCUUGACCUCACCUGUGUGUUUCUCCUCUGCUCAUCUCUGGAGGAUUCUUCUCUUUUAUCUUCUUUGUUUUCUGCCCAGGGUCAGGCUGUCACCCAGUGAGAAGCCAACUCUGCCUGAUUUGUCUCCACCAGCAUUCCCCUUCCCUCAGCAGGCCCAAAUCUAUCAGCCUCCAACCUCCCAUGGGGAAAGAGAUCCUCUGAAGUGGUUCUUCCCCACAUUUAAAGAGACUCAAGGUGCCUGUCACUUCCUCAGAGAAGAAGUUUGUGUCCUACACCGUGGCCAGUUGAGAGCUCCCCUUUACAGUCCAAAAGUGACAGACUGGACCUAGCUCCCAUAUCUGGCUCCCAUCUCAUGGGUCAGUGCUCGCACAAUCUGCCAAAGUUUUAAAGACCCUCCUCUGCUCCUCCCCAUCACCUCACAUGCUUCUUCUGUGUGUAUUUCCCUUUUGUUUUAAUGUUUUGUUUUGUUUUGUGUUUUUUUUUUUUUUUUUGGAAAAAUUUAAGCUCCCAUUUAUUUUCACAAAAGAAAAUAAAAUUGCAGUUGCAAGACCUUU